Molecule: messenger RNA, 3384 nt
Organism: Pecten maximus
Lineage: Eukaryota; Metazoa; Mollusca; Bivalvia; Pectinida; Pectinidae
Product: salivary glue protein Sgs-3-like
Exons: 4
Coding region: 71-1486 (471 amino acids)
Source: RefSeq, a predicted model, not a curated record
GCACCUCUCUUCUACAGACAACAACAGUUAAAAUCUCAGUCUUUGUUGUUGUAGUUGUAGAAGCUUCACCAUGCUAUGGAACUUUCUGACCAGUAUAUUAUUACUGGCGAAUUACCCAGGGGGAUAUUCACAAUGUCAAAGCGGUGCCGAGUUGUACUACCUUUUCCCACACGGAGAUAUUUGUUACUGGAUACUGAGUUUAUAUUCGCCGAGAAAUGCGGCAGACAGUGAAACUGGCUGUAGGAGUGAGAACGGAGAGCUAGCUUACAUCCCCAACAUAUAUGCUCUCAUCACAGUGAUGCAACUAUUAUUGAAUAAUAAUGCGAACGUCAGCGGCUGGUAUGCUUACUUGGGAUAUAGUCGGGUAACCUCUUCCACUACAUUAUUGGAAAUACAAAACAGUGGCGUUUACCAAACGUGGAUACCAUGGGACCAAGUGAUGGGCCAACCAUUACAAAGCAGCUUGGGAUGUAUAGCACUUCAUGGCACCUCGGGGCUUUGGCAUGACAUGCACUGUGCUAAUAACAUAAGGGCAAUAUGCUCAACGCCUUAUCACACAGAUACAACACAGGCCCCAACGAUCACCUCUACAACGACACGGGUCCCAACAACAACCACUACAACCACCCAAGAACCGACAACCACUACAACAACAACUCAGGAACCCAUAACAACAACUACUACAACAACUCAGGAACCCACAACAACAACCACUACAACAACUCAGGAACCCACAACAACAACCACUACAACAACUCAGGAACCCACAACAACAACCACUACAACAACUCAGGAACCCACAGCAACAACCACUACAACAACUCAGGAACCCACAACAACAACCACUACAACAACUCAGGAACCCACAACAACCACUACAACAACUCAGGAACCCACAACAACCACUACAACAACUCAGGAAUCCACAACUACUACAUCAACAACUCAGGAACCGACAACCACUACAACAACAACUCGGGAACCGACGACCACUACAACAACUCAGGAACCCACAACCACUACAACUCAACCACCAACAACAACGGCAACGACCAAGGAACCGAAAACAACAACGACGACGACUACUGAUGUACCGACAACAACAACGACAACAACCGAUGAACCCACCACAACUACAACUACAACGCAGGAUCUAACAACCAGUAGAAUAACCAUUGAAGAAUUAUCUACAUCGAGCCACACGGAUUGCGUGUGCCCAUGCGAUCAUAGUCCUCAUACAGAGUUUUUCUCAACCGUUAAUAUGACUGAGGAGCUACAGGCGAAAUUGGACAGUUUAAAGGAGGAAACAAAAGUUGAUGAGGAGACUUUAUCGUCAACUAUCAGAAAGAGGACCAGUGCCCACGAUCCCCGUCCGUCCUCGACCUAUGUUGGAUACUUGGGCAUAGCACUUCUCUCCUUUAUAUUUGGUGGCCUGAUCCUUGCAGAUCUGUUAAGUGUGAUCAUCACCUUAAAACUCAUUUUAUAAAAGUAUAUCUUCGUCGGUUUGGAUGCAUAUAUACAAAUAAGGUUGAUCCACGUUGCAAUGUGCACGAGUGUCGUUACAACCGAUAUAGACACACUGUACCGAUUACCAGUUACAGCAUCUUUCCGACCCGUUUAUCUACACAAGAUCAGUAGCCUAUUCGGCACGGUGUGAAUAUAUAUACUCUAUGUCGAUGUUCCAUCGAGCAAUAAUAUAUAGUUACCAUUUCGUCACAUAGACAUACAGGUAAACAUGAUUUUCGCUCACACUGUAAGUCAGAGCUUGAAAAGCAACGACACUCCUACAUAUUGUUACGUAUCUAUUUGUGUAAAGAUAAACCUGGUUUAUACAUAAAUAGACUUUUUCAAAAGGACAGAUGUUAAGUAAAGAUAAACCUUGUUUAUACAAAAAUAUACUUUUUUUUCAAAAAGGCAGAUGUUAGGUAAAAUCUUAAAAUUUUAAUGCAGAUUUAUACCGAAACAUUCCAAUGCUGAAUCUCAACGAGGAGUUUAGUCAGGAAAACAACAUCUUUGAGAGAAUAUCAUUAGAGAUAACAACUAUGUUACCGUUAAAUAACGUCAGAUUGACUCAGUCCACAUGGAUUCAUCAUCGGCAAAAAAAUGUCUAAUCAUUGUUUAUCGGUGAAGUUGAUCAAGAAUGUUGAGUUACAUGCUGCAAGUAUUACAAAGUGUGGAAAAAACUAGCAUAACUGCAGUAAAACAAUGACUUUAAUACCUGUUUAUGAGGUAACGCUGGUCGGCUUAUCUAUAUUUUUAAAUUAGUUUUCAAGAAGGAAAAAACAUCUAUAUUAUUAUUCAUUUAAGCAUUUAACUGCGUUCAGAUUCGGGCUAUAGGAAUAUGUACGUCCAUUGUAUGAUUACAGAAAAAAAGCAUGAACCACAAACUGGGAAGGGGUCCAGUUUAAUACUGAUGAACUUAAACAUUUUCACACUUACUAAGUGCAAAAAAAAUAAUAACGAGUGGAAAAUAUUUAACAGACAUCUCCAAUAGCCCCGGGAAUGAUGAAUUGACGGAACAGCUCGUAGUACAUGCUCACUUUCCCGCCACUUCACAAAACCCGUUGAAAAGAACUGGCAUAAAAAGGAUUUCAAUCAUGAAUCUGUUCAAACAUUUUCAUUGUUUGUACUGUUCUUGUUUAAAGUGUUGUAAAACCACUUGGAAUAAUUGGCGUUAUUAAAAAUGUCAUAGUUUAUUACAUCAUGUUGUGGAUGCAUGUCUGCUAAAUUUGAAAACUCAAUAAGCGAUCGCAAUGAAUAAAAAAAACCGUCAGCGUCCUAUUUUUACAGCUGACUUAAAUUGGGUUACUUGAUAACCCAUAUGCAUAUUGUUAGCCGACUUAACUACUUAUAGGGGCAUGAGUCAUCUCCAGAGACAUGUGUGUCCUGUCAGCUUGGUGACAAUGCCUACAUUAUUUUAAACAAUAGGCCUACUGAAACGAUACUGCACAAUCCGACAUUCAGAAGACCCAUGGCGGACAGUGAGCGAAUAAAGGUUGUUUUUUUUCAAAUUAUCAAGCAGGUUUGCUUGAUUCUGUCCAAAAAGUGAUAAUUGUCAAAACGGAACGUCAUUGGACGUGCAUGUUUGUUAACAUUCAGAUCCUGUUCGUAUUCGUAAUCAUUUAUGUUCAUAAUCCUAUAAACCGAAACACAGCUUACUAGGUUUACAUUGUAUAUAGUGACACUGCAGCGCAAUUGUAAAUAUUGCUUUCGAAAACUUGCUUUGGCAUGGAGAAUAUAACAAAAUGGUUUAUGGAAUAUGCUGUUAUAUUUUUACCAUAAUUGAGUAUCAAAUAGCUUUAUGUAAUGUUGUUUAUAACUUUGUGUUGAUAGUGACUUUCUUAAUUGUGAACGAAUACAAUAAAGGCACAGAUUUAACAAAGA